Molecule: messenger RNA, 1503 nt
Organism: Lentinula edodes (shiitake mushroom)
Lineage: Eukaryota; Fungi; Basidiomycota; Agaricomycetes; Agaricales; Omphalotaceae
Product: aldehyde dehydrogenase
Exons: 13
Coding region: 1-1503 (500 amino acids)
Molecular function (GO): aldehyde dehydrogenase (NAD+) activity
Source: RefSeq, a predicted model, not a curated record
AUGGCUUCCAUCUUCACUCACGAGUUCAAUACACCCAUCUACAAGGGCAAGACUUCUUUCAACACUGGCCUUUAUAUUGACGGAAAGUUUGUCGAUGGUUCAGAUAAGACUACUAUCGAUAUCAUCAAUCCUGCAACCGGAAAGGUCAUCACCAAAGUCGCUGAAGCCACGCCCAAAGAUGUAGAUAUCGCUGUUGCUGCAGCCCACAAAGCUUUUGAGACUACGUGGGGUUUGAACGCUGGUGGCGCAGAGCGCUCCAGAUUAUUGGGAAAACUUGCCCGGCUUAUGGAGGAACAUCAGCAGGAGCUUGCUGCUAUCGAAGCAUUAGACAAUGGCAAGACUUUCACCUGGGCAAUGGACGUCGAUACCACAUUUGCCAUCGACACCAUUCGCUAUUACGCUGGUUGGGCUGACAAGAUUCACGGUCAAGUACAGGAGACGGACGAGAGGAAGCUCUCGUAUACUCGUCACGAACCAAUUGGAGUUGUUGGUCAAAUUAUUCCGUGGAACUUUCCACUUCUCAUGAUGUCGUGGAAACUUGGCCCUGCUCUUGCUACCGGAAACUGUGUUAUAUUGAAGCCUUCUGAGUUUACUCCUCUCACUGCUAUACGGAUGUGCGAACUUGUCCACGAAGCUGGAUUCCCCCCGGGCUCGGUCAAUCUUCUCACUGGAUAUGGAAAUACUGUCGGAUCGGCAAUUUCAAGCCAUAUGAAAAUCGACAAAGUCGCUUUCACCGGUAGCACCCUGGUUGGUCGUAAGAUUAUGGAAGCCGCCGCGAAGACCAAUCUCAAAGACAUAACACUUGAGCUUGGUGGAAAGAGCCCAAAUAUUAUCUUUGACGAUGCAGAUGUCGAUCAGGCCGUCAACUGGGCAGCUCAUGGGAUCUACUGGAACCACGGACAAGCAUGCAGUGCUGGUUCUCGUAUUUUCGUUCAGUCCGGAAUUUAUGACGAAUUCCUAGAGAAGUUUACUGAGAAAAGUCGAUCAUUGAAAGUCGGGGACCCAUUCGCUCUGGACUCUUUCCAAGGACCUCAGGUCUCAAAAGCUCAAUACGACCGUAUCAUGGGUUACAUUCAAUCUGGGAAGGACCAAGGUGCAACCGUCCACCUUGGUGGUGACCGUAAUGGUACAGAAGGAUACUACAUCAACCCAACUAUCUUCACCGACACCACACCCGACAUGAAGAUCGUCCAAGAGGAAAUCUUUGGUCCAGUCGGUGUUGUGAUCAAAUUUGAGGACGAUGAAGAUGUCAUUCGCCAAGCAAACGAUACCGUGUUUGGUUUAGCCUCUGCUGUAUUCAGCCAGAAUAUUACCCGUGCCCUGACAACUGCACAUCGAUUAAAGGCUGGAACUGCCUGGGUCAACUGUGUGAACCAAUUGCAUGCCAAUGUCCCAUUCGGUGGUUUCAAACAGUCUGGUAUUGGUCGUGAACUCGGCGAAUAUGCUCUGCAUAAUUACACUGCCGUCAAGUCUGUUCAGGUCAACCUUGGACAUGUCAUGUAA